This is a messenger RNA of Hippoglossus stenolepis (Pacific halibut), 1271 nucleotides long. RefSeq lists its product as uncharacterized. The transcript is spliced from 7 exons. The record is from RefSeq and is a predicted model, not a curated record. Bases 228 to 983 code for a protein of 251 amino acids. Lineage: Eukaryota; Metazoa; Chordata; Actinopteri; Pleuronectiformes; Pleuronectidae.
AAGUGUUCUGUAUUCACCGACUAGUUUAUCGUCAACUACUCUCGCUGGACACUUCUUGGAACAUCGGUGGCAAUUUUUUUCUAUUAUCACACCAAGGGGUGUGAUAUUUUGACAACUCAUCUGCAUUCUUGUCUGCCUGACAGAAAAGUUACAUAAACUAAUUGACGACCCACAUCUGAAAGACUUUCCAGGCAAACCGAAAGUUAGAGGAAGAGAAGAGGAGAGCCAUGGAGUUGGAGGAGAUCCCCUUGGAGAAGAAGAAAAACGGAGAUGGUGAAAGAGCAAGUGAAAUGGUGUUGGAGGUCAAAACUGAAGAGGAAGCACAACCAGACCAUUACGCUAAAUUGCAAACUCCAGCUGAGGACGUCUACGCAGAAGCUUUUUUUGGCGACAAAAAAGCCAAAGCAGGCAAACAGACUGAGGGAAAUGCACGUCUGUAUCGUGCAGGCUGUUUAUUCCUCACACUGAUCUGCCUCGUCCUGCUGCUGGUCGUCAUCAUCCUCAGUGUGAAACUCCAAACUGGAUCCCCAGAUUGCCCAGGGAGUUGGGAAACAGGAGCAGGCACAUGGACCACUGGAACCAACUUCCCCAACACUCAGCGCCAGCAGACCGUCUGCAACCACUGUGGUAACGGAUGGCUGCCGUUUGAAAAGUCGUGUUUUCACCUGUCCACCAUCAGGAUGAACUGGUCCAUGAGCAAGAGAAACUGCACCGCCAGAGGAGGACAUUUGGCCAUCAUCUCCAGCCUGAGUGUUCAGACUUUUCUGACUGGGGCGACGAAUGAAGUAUUCUGGAUUGGGCUGAGACAUGAUGGAAAUCAAUGGAAAUGGGUCGACAACAGUGCACUGAGAACCAGUUAUUGGGAAGUUAAUGCGGCCGAGGCGGAAUGUGGUCUCCUGAGAGGUGCAGGCCCACCCCAGAAGAACUGGAUGAAGGGGAACUGCGCCCACUUAUCCUACUUCAUCUGUGAAAAGCUGCCCUGACAGCGUCGUCUUUUCAACAGAGAAAUGAGCAAACGCAUUCUCCGUCUGCAAGCAUCGACUCCUCAGUAACACGUCGCAUCGUUUCUCUUUCCACUUUUCAAUCAGUAGAAUCCGGCAAAGAAAAUUACAAAGCUCCUUCGGCAAUAGCUGUUUUGUAUUUAACACCUGUGGAUUUGUUAGUUAUAUUUUCUUGCAGCAUCGCGUAGUAUCAUUUGAACCUGAAUGUGGACUUUGUUUCAACAAGGUUUUAUUUUCAUAUAAAAUAGUCAUGCAUCUACCUAACAAGUA